Paramuricea clavata is the source of this 1300-nucleotide messenger RNA. NCBI's taxonomy places the organism in Eukaryota, Metazoa, Cnidaria, Anthozoa, Malacalcyonacea, Plexauridae. The record is from the annotation of a GenBank genome assembly.
AUGUCGAUUCCACUUGCAGUGAUAGGAAGACUUAUCCUCGUGAUAAACUGUCUUGUGAAUGAAAAUUUACCGCCACUUGAUCAUGUUAUCACUGAUGGUCGUCUGAACUACAACGCUCUACAACAUGUGGAAAAUAUUCUAACUCAUACACGAAGAGACGAUGUCCUAGAAAUUUUACAACAAACCAUGGCAGGUAAAAUAAUUGUGGAGCCAAAAAAUCGCUAUCUAGACUCGCCACAAGUUCAAUUCUCGGAUAUCCUCCCGUAACCUUUUACGAGCAAAUCGGUAUGUGUAAAUUGAGAAAUCUAAGGCUAAGCUGAUGCUUUAGCCGAUAUGAAGAUUAUUGGAUAUUUGAAAGAAAUAGGACGCUUAUUAAGAUUUUAAUCAGCCUAACUUUAUUGAAGUACCCCCAUCUAUAGACCCUCAUUACACAGUGUAAUGAGGGUCUAUAGAUGGGGGUACUUCAAUAAAGUUAGGCUGAUUAAAAUCUUAAUAAGCGUCCUAUUUCUUUCAAAUAUCCAAUAAUCUUCAUAUCGGCUAAAGCAUCAGUUUAGCCUUAGAUUUCUCAAUUUGCGUGCUUUGUUUCAAGUUUUUAUGAACGGUCUGUGUAGUGUAGGUAGUGCGAAUAAUAACAAAACGUCAAACUGUUAGGGAUGCAACUUGACCUGAAAAAUACAAGAACUUCGACGUUUCGAACGAAGGCCCUUCGUCCGAAAGUUAGUAGAAACGUCGGAGUUCUUGUAUUUUUUUUGCAGUUGUAUCUCUAUCAGUCGAAGUUUGUGUGUUAACAAUACAUGAUGUUAAAUUUUACAAAUACAUUUUUCUAUACUUUAUUCUUUAAGGUAACUUUAACUUGUUGGAACGACAUGAGAGGCACAUUCAUCGCACCCUGAAUCAGUUUCAUAACGACCGUGACCAUGCUUCACACGAAUGGCCCGCAUGGUGUUACCGCUGUACGAAAAACAACCACCCACUACGACAAGAGACGAGCGUACACAGUACAGAAAAUGGCAAUGUCGUGGUCUCCGACACAGAAGGCGCAACGCAAAACAACGAAAGAUAUAUGGAAGCACGGUCUCGUGACCCAGAUCUGUCUCAUCCAUCUGCACAUCGACCACGAGAUCCACAAACGAGUAAACCGCAGGCAAAUCAGAGAGAAUCACCAUUGCCCGUACUAGACGACAGAGCGCUCAGAUCUACUAGAUCUCUUCUUCCACAACCAUCCACUCCCCUUGAAAACCCUCCACGAGAAGAACCAAGACAGCCACCACGGUGUAACAUUUGUGGAAAAAAUAUGGAG